Molecule: messenger RNA, 1038 nt
Organism: Nerophis lumbriciformis (worm pipefish)
Lineage: Eukaryota; Metazoa; Chordata; Actinopteri; Syngnathiformes; Syngnathidae
Source: RefSeq, a predicted model, not a curated record
AUGUCAAGCUUCAAGGAAACAACUGCAAACCUUUCUGCCUGCGAUGAUGAUGCCACAAUCUGCACCGGUGCUAACUGCCUUGCGCCAACCACUGACUUAAAUGCAAAAUUGAAUCUGGCAUUAAGUAUUGUUUUCACUGUCAUGCAAGCGAUGAUCAUGCUUGCCAUGGGCUGCUCUAUGAAUGCCCAUAAACUUUGGGGGCACCUGAAGAGACCCUGGGGCAUCGUUAUUGGUUUUCUCUGCCAAUUCGGCAUAAUGCCUUUUACUGCCUUUGCAUUAUCAUUUGCAUUUAAUGUGCUACCUGUUCAGGCAAUUGCUAUCAAUAUUCUGGGUUGCUGUCCUGGAGGCGCCAUUUCCAAUAUUAUCUGUCGCUUGCUUGAUGGAGACAUGGACCUAAGUGUUACUAUGACAGCCUGUUCCACCACACUGUCCAUGGGAAUGAUGCCACUAUGUCUUUUCAUAUACACCUCCAUCUGGACUUCGGCAGACGCCAUCCAAAUUCCAUAUGAUACAAUUGGUGUCACUCUUGUAGCCUUCAUUGUUCCAGUCACUGUUGGACUGUGCAUUAAACAUAGAUGGCCCCACUAUGCUAAAAAGAUCCUCAAGUUUGGAACCAUUGCAGGUGUUGUUUUCCUUGUCAUCAUUUCUGUGGUUGGGCUGAUUCUUUACCAGUCUUCCUGGAGCAAUGGCCCCUACCUUUGGAUAAUCGGAACAAUCUACCCCUUUAUUGGCUUUGGGAUGAGUUUCCUUUUGGCUUACUUUGUGGGUCAACCAUGGCACAGGUGCCGAACAAUUGCUGUGGAGACUGGUAUUCAGAACAGUCUGUUGUGUAACACAAUUAUUCAGUUGUCCUUUGGACCAGCUGAAAAGGAAGCCAUGUUUGCAUUCCCAGUCAUCUACAGCAUCUUUCAGCUCGUGGCAUCUGUCCUGUUUGUGGGAGGAUACCACACCUAUAAAAAGUCACAUUGUCUACAACCAGCUGAAAUAGAGGGUCAAUCUCCAUCAUUGGAAGGUGGUUAUAUUGAACAUACAAAAUAG